Messenger RNA from Penicillium samsonianum, 1059 nucleotides. RefSeq names its product putative extracellular cysteine-rich protein. NCBI's taxonomy places the organism in Eukaryota, Fungi, Ascomycota, Eurotiomycetes, Eurotiales, Aspergillaceae. The record is from RefSeq and is a predicted model, not a curated record. The transcript is spliced from 9 exons. Bases 1 to 1059 code for a protein of 352 amino acids.
AUGCUUCCCUUUCUAUUUUUAGGGAUUAUCAGGUUUUUCUACGACUAUGUCAAGGCCAACCCCGUGAACGCAUCUAAUGUCACCUCUCUUGAUGUAUACAGUCCACAGCAAAGGGUUACCUAUUGUGUCCCCUGGAUUCCGAAUUGCGAAGAAGGACUACAAUGUUGCUUCUUUUUGUGUACAAACACAACGUCGAAUACGGGAAACUGUGGAGGCUGUGGUGCCAUAUGCGUCGUCGGGUCACCACCAGCCUGCUGCGACGGAGUGUGUACGGAUUUGAACUCGAGUGUUGAUAAUUGUGGAGCAUGUGAUGCACCACAAUGCACUGGAACCCAACCUGCCUGCUGUUCUGGUGUGUGCAAAGAUCUCGAUAACAACUUCGCCAGCUGUGGAGCAUGUGAUAUAACCUGCACCGAUCAAGUACCAGCCUGCUGCUCAGGCUCCUGCUCCGAUCUCGCCACUGAUCCCGAGCACUGUGGUUCUUGCAAUGCAUCCCCCUGUCUUGGAGAACAGCCUGACUGCUUGAUCCCCUACACUGCGGCUCCUGCACCGCCCUUCCUUGUCUUGGUCUCAACCCUGCCUGUUGUUCAGGGAAGUGCACUGAUGUUUCCUCAAAUGCCAAUAGUUGUGGAGCUUGCAAUCGUACUUGCCAAGCAAAUCAGCCAACCUGCUGCUCCGGAACCUGCACCAACACAGCCACCGACCCAAACAACUGCGGCCGAUGCGGCAGCAAAUGUACAGGCACCCAGCCCACCUGUUGUAACGGGGUAUGCACAGAUAUUAGCAAGGAUCCCGCCCAUUGUGGCAGCUGCACGGCCCUCCCGUGCCUGGGCUCUAGACCGGCAUGUUGCUCAGGUGCCUGUACAGAUCUGGCGACUAUUGACCACUGUGGAUCUUGUUCGGCGAUUCUUGUUCGGCUUUGCCGUGUGGUGGAACACAGCCUGGCUGUUGCUCUGGGCAAUGUACAGACCUAUCCACCAGUUUGCAGCAUUGUGGAUCUUGCACUGCUGUGCCGUGUACUGGCUUGCUGCCGGCUUGCUGUGGUGGGAUGUGUACUGA